Messenger RNA from Clonostachys byssicola, 840 nucleotides. Lineage: Eukaryota; Fungi; Ascomycota; Sordariomycetes; Hypocreales; Bionectriaceae. The record is from the annotation of a GenBank genome assembly.
AUGACACCUCAUUACUCUACGAACCCUGGUGUAUUACUUAUCCCACUUGAUCAGAUGCCGCAUCAGGUCCUCACUUCUAAUCGAAGAGAAGACUGGGCUGGUGUCGUCAACCAAAAACAGCGCAAGAAAUUGCAAAAUAUGCUGAAUCAACGCGCAUAUCGUGAGAGGAGGAGAAACCAUAAAAUUAACGCAACGGUGCUUAUGCCUACCGAAUCCGUUUUGGAAACAUCUAGGCAGGACGCCGAUCGGAAAUGGCUCAUGUUAGAGGCAUUUUCCAAGCAGGCUCUAGAGAGUUACAACGCCGGCCAGCCGCAAGCGGACCAACUCCUGGGGUUGCUUCAGCUGAAUUUCAUACGUAGCCUAACAAGCAAUGCAUCACUGUUGGGGCUCAGAGUGGACUGGCUUGACUGUAACUCUGUAUCACACAUCGGACUCGUCGGCCCUACAAACCCAUACGAAGACGAGGUUUUCCACCUCCCCGAAAGUCUCAUACCUACUAGCAUCCAGUCACAUGCUCCUCAUCAUCCAUGGAUAGACCUCUUUCCAUUUCCAAGGAUACGUGACAACCUUCUAAUUGCUACAGAGGGCAUGUCCGAGGAGGAAGAGAUUCGACUUUGGAACGACAUUGUGGAGAAUAACACCACACCCAAUGGUGAUUGGACAGGCUUGAUUGUAUGGGGAGACCCCUGGAAUCCUUGGAAUUGGGAAGUAACUGAAGCCUUUCUGCUGAAUUGGGGAUGGCUCCUUCAAGGAUGUUCUGAAAUUAUCGAUUCGAGUAACCACUGGCGUAUGUAUCGAGGAGAUUUGGCCUUGACAUUUAAUACGACCAACCCGGCGUAA